AUGAUGGCAACCGGGCUACAUCCACGCGUUAUGCUCCUGCUCUGCUUCCUCUCCACCGCAGCGUGUAAUAUGUUUGCAUUCACCGAGGAGCCCUCUGAGAGAGUCGGGAAGGGAGACGGCUAUUGUAAUCGAAUAGUACGGGCUCAGAUCAAUCGGAAGGAUAGCAACACCGAGUUUCGCCUCCGUGUUGAGGGAGACCCGGAGAGCUAUCAGCCAGGGAGCACAUACAGAGUAACUCUGAUUGCAUCAAGUCCCUCCUACUUUAGAGGGUUCACCCUCAUUGCCUUGAGGGAAGGUGCAGAAGGAGACAAGGACGAGGACUACAUCGGAAAUUUCCAGAUAAUUGAUGAGGAAGAAACACAGUUUAUGACUAACUGCCCUUCUGCAGUGACAGAGAGCACUCCUCGCAGACGCACCAGCAUCCAGGUGUUUUGGACUGCACCCCCUAGUGGCUCCGGUUGUGUCUUCAUCAAAGCGAGCAUUGUGCAGAAGAGGAUAAUCUAUUUCCAAGAUGAAGGCUUGCUCACCAAGCGAAUGUGUGAGAAAGAAUCCCUCUAUGGAGACACUACAGAUAAACCUGUGCUCGACUGUUGUGCCUGUGGAACUGCCAAGUACAGAGUAACCUUCUAUGGGAACUGGUCAGAGAAGAUUCAUCCCAAAGACUAUCCACGUCGUGCCAAUCACUGGUCAGCAAUUAUUGGUUCAUCUCACUCUAGGAACUAUGUGCUGUGGGAAUAUGGAGGCUUUGCAAGUGACGGGGUCAAGCAGGUCGCUGAACUGGGCUCCCCAGUCAAGAUGGAGGAGGAGAUCAGACAGAAGGGUGAUGAUGUACUGACAGUCAUCAAAAUGAAAGCACAAUGGCCAGCCUGGCAACCACUUAAUGUGCGGGCUGCACCCUCAGCUGAAUUCUCAGUGGACCGCAACCGUCACCUCAUGUCCUUCCUGACCAUGUUGGGGCCCAGUCCAGAUUGGAAUGUGGGUCUGUCUGCUGAGGACUUGUGCACCAAGGAGUGUGGCUGGGCGCAGAGGGUAGUCCAGGACCUUAUCCCCUGGGAUGCAGGCACUGACAGUGGAGUGACAUAUGAGUCUCCCAACAAGCCCACUGUGCCCCAGGAAAAGAUACGGCCCCUGACCAGUCUGGACCAUCCACAGAGUCCUUUCUAUGAUCCUGAAGGGGGUGCCAUCACUCCUGUGGCCAGGCUUGUGGUGGAACGUAUUGCUAGAAAGGGUGAACAGUGUAACAUUGUACCAGACAAUGUAGAUGACAUUGUAGCAGACAUUGCCCAAGAGGAGAAAGAGGAAGAUGAUACCCCUGAGACAUGCAUCUACUCCAACUGGUCUCCAUGGUCUGCCUGCAGCUCAGCCACUUGUGAAAAGGGCAAACGAAUGAGACAGAGGAUGCUAAAGGCCCAGUUGGACCUUAGUGUUCCCUGCCCGCACACACAGGAUUUUGAGCCUUGCAUGGGACCUGGAUGCAGUGAUGAGGAUGCAUCCACCUGUAUGAUGUCAGAGUGGAUCACCUGGUCUCCAUGCAGUUUGUCCUGUGGGAUGGGCACCCGUUCUCGAGAGCGUUAUGUUAAGCAGUUUCCAGAUGAUGGCUCAGUCUGCACCCUGCCUACAGAGGAGACCGAAAAUUGUGUGGUCAACGAAGAAUGCUCUCCCAGCAGUUGCUUGGUUACAGAAUGGGGUGAAUGGGAUGUCUGCAGUGCCACUUGCGGUCUUGGCAUGAAGAGGAGGGAGCGCAUGGUCAAGAUGCCUCCUGCAGAUGGCUCUGUUUGUGGAGCAGAGGUGCUGGAAGUGGAGAAAUGCAUGAUGCCAGAAUGUCACACUAUCCCCUGCAUGCUGACUCCAUGGUCUGACUGGAGUGACUGCAGUGUGACGUGUGGGAAGGGUUUAAGGACGCGCCAACGCACGCUCAAGUCUCCAGUGGAGCUGGGAGAGUGUACAGAAGAGUUAGAACAGGUGGAGAAGUGCAUGCUACCAGAGUGUCCCAUAGACUGUGUCAUGUCCGAGUGGAGCGAGUGGUCAGAGUGUAAUAAGUCCUGCGGGAAAGGUCAUACAAUCCGGACGCGCAUGGUGAAGCUGGAGCCUCAGUUUGGUGGAGACCACUGUCCUGAAGCCAUCCAGAGGAAGAAAUGUAAGAUCAGGAAGUGCAGUAGAGGACAAGCAAACAGUGAUGAGAAGAAACGACGCAAGGAGCAGCGUGAAAAAAGGAGGAGCAAACAGGGCAGGGCUGAGGUCGCCUCUGAGCAUCCAGGAUGUAAAAUGAGGCCGUGGUCAAGUUGGACAGACUGUACCAAACUGUGCGGUGGAGGUAUUCAAGAACGGCUCAUGACAGUGAAGCAGAGGUUUAAGACUGCCCAGCUGUCCAGCUGCAAGGACAGGAAGGAGAUCAGAGCUUGUAAUGUGCACCCCUGCUAG
Messenger RNA from Scomber japonicus (chub mackerel), 2421 nucleotides. RefSeq names its product spondin 1a (gene spon1a). Gene Ontology annotation, biological process: cell adhesion. The record is from RefSeq and is a predicted model, not a curated record. Gene Ontology annotation, cellular component: extracellular matrix. Lineage: Eukaryota; Metazoa; Chordata; Actinopteri; Scombriformes; Scombridae. Bases 1 to 2421 code for a protein of 806 amino acids. The transcript is spliced from 16 exons.